UUCCGUAAACCGUCAAAUCAGAAGAAGAAAAGAGAAGAGGCUGCUACAUCAACGAAGAAGAAAAGACCCGGAGCAGGAAGUGUAUAUUCAUCGGUCCCAUGUGUUGCUUUUCACCCGUUCAUUCAUUCUUGAAACGACAACUUCAGCAGCAGUGCACACUGUAGUCUUUGUACGUUGUGUUUUUUGGAGCACGAUAAAUUAUAAUUUUUCCCAAAUACGCCAAAGACGAAAACGGUGGUGUCUCUGUAAGCUAACUGUAACGCUAGCUAGCUAACGUAGAAAUCGCGCUAAAGUUGUUCGCAAAUUCAGAGCAAGUCAGGUGCGAUUUCUGAAUGAAAAGUGCAGUGGAUACCAGCAUGAUCAAGGAAAAUCGAUGGAACAUACCCCCCAAUGCUCCAGCAUGCAUGGAGAAGCAUCUGUGCUCGGCGCAAUACAGAGCAGAUGGCACCCUGCUGCUUGGUGCCUCCAGCCUCACUGGCAGGAGCUGGCAGGGAUCUGUGUGGAUCUACAGUGACCCUGAGCAGGCCCCUAAUGAGGGAUUCUGUAAAGCUGGUGUGCAGACUGAGGCUGGUGUCACAGAUGUCAAAUGGGUGUCAGAAAAGGGUGUAGUUGUUGCAUCAGAUUCGGGUGCAUUAGAGCUCUGGGAACUGGCGGAGGAUGAGCGCCUGCUAGUGAAUCGCUUCACCAAGCAUGAGCACGACCACAUUGUGACCACAGUGAGCCCCAUAACUGCAACGAAUGGUGCCGUCACUGGCAGCAUGGAUUGCAGGAUUAAAGUAUGGGAUCUCAGUCAGGAGACGGUUGUCACCACCUACAGUGUGCACACACAGCCAGUCAGGUGUGUUGCCUGCAGUCCUACAGACGAGUCUCUCUUCAUCUCCUGUGGUCAAGAUGGCCGUGUGCUGAUGUGGGACAGGAGGAAGCCAAACAAGCCAGCAUCAAGAAUAGAUGCAGAGGCCCCCAGCUGCUCACCUACCACUGUAGCUUGGCACCCCCACCACAGAAGCACUGUUGUUUUUGGUGAUGAGCUGGGUAGAGUGACUUUGAAGGAUUUCCUGGGAACAGAGCCAGCCCGGGUGGAGAACGUCCACAGCCGCAGAGUUAAUGGGAUCUCAUUCUCCACACAUAGUGCCCCCUUGCUAGCCGCCAUUAGUGAUGACUGCUCCCUUGCUGUAAUGAACUCCGAGAUGCGAGAAAUACUGAGAGAUCAACGACACCAGGACUUUGUCAGAGGAGUGUGCUGGGUCCAGGGUGGCUCUAACACCCUCACAACUGUAGGCUGGGAUCAUCUUGUGCUUCACCACACGGUGGAUCCAGUUGCUGGAGCUCCCAACUCCUCCUCUUAGACCUAGCAGAUGGUCACACACCUUGGAAGAGCACGGUUUAAACUUGGUAAACUUGCCCCCUAUUUUUGAGGGGUGUAUCUAAAAAGUGAAAUUUGUUAGUGAGGAGGUAUGGAUUGAAGGUUUCAUUGUCGUUCAGUAUUCCAGUUAUGUGCACAAUAUCUGGACUAUACCUCCUAAUAUCUCCUCUUUUGGCCUUGGUACAUUACUGCUCGACUCUAUGAUAUGGUCUCUCUCUCUCCACUUCUUUCAUACUGCAGCAUUUCCAUUCAUGUGUAUUUACAUUUGAGGCAACCCAUUUGUAUUGCAUAAUUUUACAUUAAAGGUAACUUAAUGUGAUAGCAAGA
Molecule: messenger RNA, 1690 nt
Organism: Xiphias gladius (swordfish)
Lineage: Eukaryota; Metazoa; Chordata; Actinopteri; Istiophoriformes; Xiphiidae
Gene: wdr77
Product: WD repeat domain 77
Exons: 10
Coding region: 333-1346 (337 amino acids)
Biological process (GO): oocyte axis specification
Cellular component (GO): methylosome
Molecular function (GO): protein binding
Source: RefSeq, a predicted model, not a curated record